This is a messenger RNA of Colletotrichum graminicola M1.001, 1500 nucleotides long. Its product is annotated as prolyl 4-hydroxylase. Gene Ontology annotation, molecular function: procollagen-proline 4-dioxygenase activity; L-ascorbic acid binding; iron ion binding. Gene Ontology annotation, biological process: peptidyl-proline hydroxylation to 4-hydroxy-L-proline. Lineage: Eukaryota; Fungi; Ascomycota; Sordariomycetes; Glomerellales; Glomerellaceae. The coding region runs from base 1 to 1500 and encodes 499 amino acids. The transcript has 2 exons. The record is from RefSeq and is a predicted model, not a curated record. Gene Ontology annotation, cellular component: endoplasmic reticulum.
AUGACGAAGUCCAAGGCGAAGAAGCGCAAACAGACUGUGCAGGUCGAAUUGCCGCGCAAGGCUCCCAAAACGGCGACGAGCACAGCAAUUACCCCUCCCGACAGUAGUGACGACAAUGCUGCGGCCCUCGAACCCAAGAGUAUCCAAACGGUCAUAUCGGACGAGGAGCUUGACAUCACGGUUGAGACUCUAAACGCUCUGGCGAAGUACCCGAACUUGAUCAAGUCAAAGCAGUGUAGAGACCUCCGGGUUGCCGUCUACGAAUUCCGCCAAAACUGCGCCAGCGGUCUCAACAAUGCGCCGGGCACAAACCUCGGACUUACGGCUCGAAUUACGGGCGCACUUGCGGACGAGAAGUACGACGACGCGCGGGUCUUGCUCGCCGAGAUGAGGAUUCGCGGCCAAGAACCGAAGCUGGGAGCAUUGUGUCGCUGGGUGCGAGACCUUGACGUCAUUAGCGGCCUGUCAACUAUGCCGGAAGGCGAACGAGACGGAGUCGUUUUCCAAAGCAGCGAAAGGGACAAGCAGCGCUUGCUGACCCUUGAUGCCGUGCUGCGUGCCUGCGGCCACUCAGACAGCAACCCCAAGGCAAUGCCGUUGCCCCUCUCUUCCACACCAGGCAUCGCUCUGCAAGAGACAUGGGACCUUCGCCCAUCCGCACCGCCGCAACAGGUAUACGCUUCGGUUCUCGACAGGACAAUCUUCGAGUCGGCACCGCAAGACCUUGCUGCGUCCCUCCGCGUGAUCGAACGCACGAGCGGCCCUCUACGCAAGCCGCCAAACCAUCACGACGCCCUGCUCUACACUUCUGCCCCGAACACGAUCCCGCUCACAGCAGAGCGUCCGCCGGCCACGUUACAUUCUCAUCCUGUGGUGCCUGGGCUUAGCCUCUUGAAAGAUGUGCUUUCCCCCGACGAGUGCAAGGCCAUCAUUGCCGCAGGCGAAACCGUCAACUUCCUCCCUGACGCGCCGCUGCGCGAGGAUGGAGACAUCAGCAUCCUCGCCCACAACUUCUACUGGGUCGUCGACACGGCCUUCCACGACGCUCUGUGGGCGCGAGUGUCGUCUUUCGUCCCUGCUUCCGUCGGCGGGCGUGCAGUCCGCGGCCUCAACCGUCGUUUCCGCGUUUACCGCUACGUCCCUGGCGCCGAGUACCGCGCGCACAUUGACGGGGCUUGGCCCCCGUCGGGUAUCCUUCCCGACGACACGUACGUGUACGACGCCUCGCCCGAAGGCAAGGCGCAGAGCUCGCUCUUUACGUUUUUGAUCUACUUGAAUGACGAGUUUGAGGGUGGCGAAACGACUUACUUCCUCCCAGGCGCACGCGAGGGGACGCUCAACGCGUACCCCAUCCGCCCUGUCAUGGGCGGGGUCGCCAUGUUCCCGCAUGGAGAUGCUAGGGAUGCGCCAUUGCACGAGGGCACUGGGGUUCGGAGGGGAGCCAAGUAUGUGAUCAGGACGGAGGUUGAGUACGACGUUAAACCUUCCGAGGAGGCGUAG